AUGUCAACUUAUUUUACUAAUAAAUUAUUUGUCUACUAUUUUCUCAUCACCAUAACUAAUGCUCUUCUUCUAAGUUCAACAAUCUCAGCCAGGAAGCUGCUAACAAUAACCACGGCUCAUCCGGUGGAAGAAAGUAGUGAAUUAUUAUCAGGAAGCUUCGGGAUCGGAGCAGGAGCCAACAUGGGGAGUGGUGGAAUGCUCGGGGGAGCUAUUCCUGGAAUGAAUACAGGAAUAGCCGGAGGUAUUGGUGGGAACAUCGGUGCCGGUAUUGGUGGUGGUGCGCUAGGUGGUGGUCCAGCAGGAUCAGAUGGUGGGCUUGGUCAAGGAUUUGGUGGUGGUGGAGUGUAUGGAGGUGGUGGUGCAAGAGGUGGUCAAGGGUUUGGUGGUGGUGGAGAUCAAGGCGUUGGUGGUGGGAUUGGGAGGAGCAUUGGAAUGGGUGGUGGUAUUGGUUCGGGUAAUACUGGUUUGGGUAAUGCAGGCAUUGGUGCUGGGAUUGGUGGUCAUCUGGGUUUUGGUAGCGGCGGUGGAGGCUUGGACGGUCCGUCUUCACAACAAUUGCCGUGA
Erigeron canadensis is the source of this 564-nucleotide messenger RNA. Its product is annotated as glycine-rich protein 5-like. The transcript has a single exon. The record is from RefSeq and is a predicted model, not a curated record. Lineage: Eukaryota; Viridiplantae; Streptophyta; Magnoliopsida; Asterales; Asteraceae. The coding region runs from base 1 to 564 and encodes 187 amino acids.